This is a messenger RNA of Camponotus floridanus (Florida carpenter ant), 3240 nucleotides long. Its product is annotated as U2 snRNP-associated SURP motif-containing protein. The transcript is spliced from 20 exons. Gene Ontology annotation, cellular component: nucleus. Bases 314 to 3130 code for a protein of 938 amino acids. Gene Ontology annotation, molecular function: RNA binding. NCBI's taxonomy places the organism in Eukaryota, Metazoa, Arthropoda, Insecta, Hymenoptera, Formicidae. Gene Ontology annotation, biological process: RNA processing. The record is from RefSeq and is a predicted model, not a curated record.
AGAAAUGUGUUUUGGAUAGUCUAAAUAUUCCAAAUUUUUUGUCUGUGAAAUGAGAUAUGCAUGUUGAACGAAUCGCUUAAUGUUGGAGAAGAAUUUUGUAUUUUCUAAAAAAAAUCAAUCGUCAUAAUUUUUAAUAAAUUUGCGUCUUAUUGUUUCCAAUAAAUGUGUUUUUUUUUUCGAAUUACUUUUUCAACAACGUUAACUCGUAUUUGCUGACAAGUAAGACGUCGGCGCAUAUAUUUCAUUGAAUAGAAUCAAGAUUUUACGACGGAUAUCCAUAACAUCGUGCAAUCGUUACACUAUAGCCUUACAAAUGGCGGAUAAGGCUAUGAUGAAGCAAAUUGCGGAACAAAAACUUAAGGCUUUCUCCAUCGGUACUAUGGGUAAACGGCCAUUGAGUAAAAAAGAGCUGGAAGAACAACGUAAGAAGGAACAAGAACAAGCUGCGGCUCAGGCAUUUGAAGAAUUUGUGGCAACGUUUCAAGAAACACCAAGUAAAACAGCUAGCAAGGUAUGGGUUAAAGCAGGGACGUACGAUGCAGGCAAAAGACAGGAAGACACGAGGGAGAAGGGGAAACUUUAUAAACCACAAUCAAAAAUCUCAGAAAUAGUUGAUACCAGAUCAUCAGCGGAACAAGCUCAAGAAUAUGCAAGAUUGCUUGGAACGAAUGAACGAAAACUAGAUAGAUUGGGUAAAAAGAAAAAGGAAGGAGAAAAAAAGAAAAGCAAUCUUGAAUUAUUUAAAGAAGAGCUGAAGAUGAUACAAGAGGAACGUGAAGAGAGACACAAAUAUAAGGGUGUAGUGAAGACUGUAAUAUCUGCGCAAUCUGAAGAUCCAAUGUUGGCUGCUUUAAAAUGUGUGGAAGAUGGCUCAUUUGAUAAUGGUGAUCCAAAUACCACAAACUUGUACCUGGGAAAUUUAAAUCCAAAGAUCACAGAACAGCAACUGAUGGAAAUAUUUGGUAAAUAUGGUCCACUGGCUAGUAUAAAAAUAAUGUGGCCACGCAGUGACGAAGAGAAAGCCAGACAAAGGAAUUGUGGUUUUGUCGCGUUUAUGAGUCGUAAGGACGGAGAACGUGCAUUAAAAAAUCUUAAUGGUCGCGAUAUAAUGCAGUACGAGAUGAAAUUGGGCUGGGGGAAAAGUGUACCAAUUCCACCUUAUCCCAUUUAUAUUCCACCUGCUUUGAUGGAGAUCACGCAGCCACCACCCCCAUCUGGUCUUCCAUUUAAUGCUCAACCACAUCGUCGUGACAGGCACAAGAUUCCACGUAUCCGCAAUAUACAGACCGCGGAGCCGCAGGAAAAGGAAAAUUUUGAAAAGAUUUUGCAGAAUGCUGUUGUCAAAGUGGUGAUACCAACAGAAAGAAAUUUAGUGAUGUUAAUACAUAGAAUGGUUGAAUUUGUAAUUCGAGAAGGACCAAUGUUUGAAGCAAUGAUUAUGAACAGAGAAUUAACUAAUCCAAUGUUCAGAUUCUUAUUUGAGAAUUAUUCUCCUGCACACACUUAUUAUCGCUGGAAAUUAUAUUCUAUCUUACAAGGGGAUGGACAGAAAGAAUGGCACACAGAAGAUUUUAGAAUGUUCAAAGGUGGAAGUGUAUGGAGACCACCACCAAUCAAUCCUUGGACACAAGGCAUGCCGGAUGAAUUAAUAGAAAUGGAAGAGAGACAAGAACCAAGGAGGGGUAGUCUUUCAAUCAGUCAGCGAGAUCGUUUAGAAGAUUUGUUGAGAAAUAUAUCACCUGAACGAAUAAAAGUAGCAGAAGCAAUGGUAUUUUGUAUAGAACAUGCAGAAGCAGCAGAGGAGAUUUGUGAUUGUAUUUCAGAAUCAUUAUCAAUAUUACAAACUCCUGUAAAUAAAAAAAUUGCAAGAUUAUACUUGAUAUCUGAUAUAUUACAUAAUUGUGGAGUCAAAGUGACUAAUGCCACUAUUUAUAGAAAAGCAUUUGAGACACGUCUUCUAGAUAUUUUUAGCGAAGUUCAUCAAGCAUACAAGCAGUUUGAUAGUAAAUUAAAGGCAGAAGGAUUCAAAGUCCGUGUUAUGCGAAUGUUUAGAGCAUGGGAAGAUUGGACAGUUUACCCAAGAGAUUUUCUUGUUAAAUUACAAAAUACAUUCCUGGGACUUGUUUUGAUGGAUGAACCUGAGCCUGAAAAUGAUGAAGAUAUUGAUGGUGCACCAUUAUCUGAUGUUGAUGGUGACGGUACUGAAGAUUUAGAUGGUGUACCACUUGACGGUGCAACCCUGUUGAAAGGUGCCAUGAAACAUGGCCUCACAUCUCAAGCAACUUCAAAUUACGAUGAUAUUGAUGGAGUGCCUAUGGAUGAAGAUAUUGACGGAGUACCAAUGGAUGAUGACAACAAUGUAAACACGCGAAAUAAGGAAGACGAAAAGAAAUCGACAAUACCAGCUGGAUUUGUUCCUUCACGAUGGGAAACUGUUGAUCCCGAUCAGGUCGAGGCACAAGCAAUGACUACCAGUAAAUGGGAAGAAUUAGGUCAAAAUGAAGAUUCUAAUUCUCAAGAUACUAGUAUGGAUUCUAGUGGUAGGGAUUAUAAUGAAGAAAGGCGAAAUAGAUUACGUGAAAUUGAAGUAAAAAUUAUGCAAUAUCAGGAUGAAUUAGAAAGUGGUAGAAGAACAUUAAAGUCUGGUAUGACGAUACAAGCACAAGUAGAGCAUUAUAGAAAAAAACUUAUAAGAAAGAGCGAGAGAGAAAUGAAGGACAUAAAAAGCGAAGAACGUGAUGAUGAGAAACGAAGGGAGAAGAAAAGAAGCCGAAGUACCACACCAGAAUCUCCUAGUCACAGCUAUCGUAGACGAUCCUCGGCAAGUCCAUCGUCCAAAAGUGUAAGAUAUAGAUCACGCAGUAGAUCGCCACGUUGCAAACGUAGAUCAAGAUCUCCAUAUAAAAAACGUGUACCGGUAACCCCGUCCCCUCCUCGUAUUCGACGUACACCAUCGCCUUCCUUUUCUUCAGGCAGAGGAUCACGCAGAUCGCCCACUAAUGAACGUUGUGAUAGGAAAAGAUCACGUAGAUCACCCUCUUUAUCGCCUCCACCGCCUCCACGUACUUCCUCUAAACAUAGAGCUUGUAGUCCGCCUUCCCCGCGUAAGCGACACAAGCAUAAAUAUUAAAUUACAUAUAUACACAUUGUUGUAGAAUAAUUACACAGCAGUUUUUCACAAAAUAAUUCUUCAAGAUACUUUUUUAUUUUCUUUUAGAUCAGAUAACAUUUAUUAUCUUA